This is a messenger RNA of Thunnus maccoyii (southern bluefin tuna), 1340 nucleotides long. RefSeq names its product TSC22 domain family protein 4-like. NCBI's taxonomy places the organism in Eukaryota, Metazoa, Chordata, Actinopteri, Scombriformes, Scombridae. The record is from RefSeq and is a predicted model, not a curated record. Gene Ontology annotation, biological process: regulation of transcription by RNA polymerase II. The transcript is spliced from 4 exons. The annotation marks the transcript as partial.
CUGGCGGUGGGUGGGGCUGGCAGCGGGGGGUGGGGUGAACCGUAUCGCCGCGGGCGAUGGACGUGCACGGACGUAACGGAGCGACAGCAAGGGGCGGGGUUCCGGCGGGUGAUGGACAGCAUGAGACAUGCCCACUCGCUGGAGUCCCUGGAGAUGAUUGGCCGGGACAAAGACAGAGGUGGAGUCUAUUCCCAAGACACCACCCACCUGCUGACUCAGUCAGUCAGAGGCAGGGAGGGGGCGGGGCUCGUACUGCACAGCGGGCCGCCGUCCCCGACGCACCAACAGCCAAUCAACAUCCGGCUCCUGGACCACAAAGAGCCAAUGGGAGGGAAGGGUUUAGACUCCACCCCUCCACCUCCUUCGCCCCGUACGCGAAACAUCCCUCCUCCUCUACGAUUGGACGUUGAUGCUGCGGGGCGGUCUGUCCUCAGGCUGUCUCACUCUCAGCCCAGCUCCCCCCCUGCUGGAUCGUACCACCCCACUCUGACCCCCAUUCAGACUCCAGGAGCCUUCAGUCUGGACCAAACCAUCUUCCACCUGCCGGGGGACGCCAGUAGUUCCAGUAACAGUUUGGUUGCCAUUGACAACAAGAUUGAGCAGGCCAUGGACCUGGUGAAGAGUCACCUGAUGUUGGCGGUGAGGGAGGAGGUGGAGCUUCUAAGGGAACAAAUCAGAGAGCUGCAGGAGAAGAACCAGCAGCUGGAGAGAGAGAACGUCAUCCUGAGAGCGCUCACACGCUCACACACACCUGGCCAUGACCACGCCCACCCCACCUGACAGAGACCACGCCCACCGUACCUGACAGAGACCACGCCUACUCCACAUGACAGAGACCACGCCCACCCCACCUGACAGAGACCAUGCCCACUUCACAUAGACCACGCCCACCCCGCCUGGCAAUGAUCACGCCCACCCCACCUGACAGAGACCAUGCCCACUUCACAUAGACCACGCCCACCCCGCCUGGCAAUGAUCACGCCCAGCCCACCUGACAGAGACCAUGUCCACCUCACCCGACAGAGACCAUGCCCACCCCAACUGACAGGCCACGCCCACCCCACCUGACAGACCACGAACAGAGACCACGCCCACCUCACCUGACAGUGUUGUGGUAAUGGGCUAAUAAUCCCACUAAUGAGGAGUAUGUGUAAUGGUAACCAUGACAACAGGACUGAUCCAGAUUUUCUGUGUGAUGAUGAUGAUGAUGAUGAUGAAGAUGAUUAAUAUGAUGAAGAUGAUGAUGAAGAUAGAAGAGAGUUUAAUAAAUUAAUGUCUAACUUUGUUCAGAAUGAUGCUGUUUGUUGAAAUAUUAAUAAAUACGUGAUGUCUGAUUUACA